CACCCAUACCAUACCAUGAUUAUUGCGGUGACACGAUAGAUGUCAUCAUCACUACUACUACCAUCACCGCCACUGAGAGCACUGUGUAGUGUAUAUUAAAAACACACGACAUAUACACAUACCAUACCCUAUCAUACAUACCAAGGCAGUCGGAUAUCAUCGGUGGACAGUUAGUUUUUUUUUUUUAGUUGUUGGGAUUACCAUAUUUGAUAUUUAUUUUUUUCAUCGACUAUUUAUAAGAUCCAACCAUCCAUUUGAUUGCGAUCUCAGUGUUUUAAUAAUAGACAACAAUGUCUGAGAGCGAAAGUGUGGGAGCCGGCCGUUCCCGUGGACGUGCCCGAGGACGACCCGUAGCAGUAGCCGAAACUGGCCCGACAGCAGGUGCCGAGGGAGGAGGAGCAGCCGAAGGUGGCGGUAAUGGAGGAAACGGCGGCGGUAAUGGAGGUAAUGGUGGCAAUGGUGAUGGAAACGGAGGCGCUUCACGACGUGGUCGCGGCGGUUUUCGCGGUACCGAAACUAUUAACACUAUACCGCCGACUGUCAAGAUUACGCACGGCGAAGGUGGUCAACAAGUCAGGGUAGUGGCCAACUAUUUUCGUCUGCACACACCCAAGGAUGUGAUUAUCUAUGACUAUCACGUGGACUUUGAGCCGCAAGUCGAGGCCCGUGUUAUGCGCAAAGCGCUGCUGUUUACCCAUAAGGAGGCGUUCAACAAUAAGCUGACGUUUGACGGUAUGUCCAAUAUUAAGUCCACUACAAAAUUGGCCACCGAAGAGACGGAGUUUUUCUCUACCCGACGUACAGAUGACGCACAGAUCAGGAUUAAAGUGAAAAUGGUCGGCGAGAUUGCAUGGGGUCAUCAGGAAAUGUUACGCAUGUAUAACAUACAGAUGCGCCGCAAUUUGCAUCUAUUGAAGUGGAAUCUGAUUGGCCGACACUAUUUCAAUCCGGAUAUCUCGCAUAAGAUACCCGAACAUAAACUGGAAGUAUUACAGGGUGUCCUCACUGCCAUCAACCAGCACGACGAUGGCCUGUUGCUGGUUACCGAUACCGUACACAAAGUACUCCGUAUGGAUACUGUAGCCGAAAAUCUACGCGAUAUACUCAACAGAGAUCGAUCGUCGUUUCAGGACAAUGCCCGCAAAGAGUUGGCCGGCAAUAUCGUAAUGACAACCUAUAACAACAAGACCUACAAAGUCGAUGAUCUGGCUUUCGACAAAAAUCCGACCACACUGUUCAAGUUCAAGACCAAUGAGAUGCCAAUUCACGAAUACUAUAAACAACAUUAUAAUAUCGAAAUUCGUGACCUCCGACAGCCGCUAAUUGUCGGCCUACCCACCGAACGCCAACAACGUGCCGGUACUGAAGGACCGAUUUAUUUGAUACCCGAACUGUGCCGUAUGACUGGCCUAUCGGAAACGUUGCGCAGCGAUUUCAAUGUCCGCCGAUCGAUGACACAGAAAACCCAAACGGAUCCGACUACUCGAGUGAAGAAUUUGCAUCAGUUUAUCAGUCGUAUAGCCAACGACGCUACCAUUCAACAGGAGAUGAACCAAUGGGGACUGAAAUUUGAAUCGGUUCCCGUCGAGAUCAAUGCCCGCCGAUUGGAUUGCGAAAAGAUUCUCAUGCAAGGAGACACACCCCAAACUGGGGCAACGUUUAUCCAGAAAACGGGUGACUUUUCGAAAGAAAUUCGCAACAAGAGUAUGUUCGGCGGCUGUCGGGUCCAGGAUUGGGUUAUUAUUGCUACUCAGCGCGAUCGGCAACUGGUCGACGAGUUUUCCCAGACCUUGAACCGCGUUUGCCGACCGUUGGGCAUACAGCUUAACCGACCCCAAGUCCAGCAUCUGGAAAACGAUCGCAUACCUACCUAUGUUGAGGCUUGCAAAGCACUGGAACCUAAGACCCAGAUAGCCGUCAUACUGUUGCCCAACAAUAGUAAGGACCGAUACGAUGCUAUCAAAAAGAUCUUCUGUAUCGAUCAUCCCAUACCAUCUCAAUGUGUUGUCACGAAAACAUUGUCUAAAAAACAGAUGUUGAUGUCUGUUUGUACGAAAGUCGGUAUACAAAUGGGUGCCAAACUCGGUGGCGAACCCUGGGCUCUGGAUAUACCUCCUAAAGACUUGAUGGUGGCCGGCUUUGACGUACAUCGAGAUCAGGCCUCACGUGGCAAAGCAAUUGGCGGUUUUGUUUGCAGUACUAACGCCACACUAACCAAAUGGUAUUCACGGGUGGCGUUUCACGACAAUCGCGAAGAAUUAUCGAGCAAUUUGGCCACUAAUUUCUCGAACGGUCUGAAACGUUACUACGAGAUCAAUAAGAAGUUACCGCAGAGACUGAUCAUCUACAGAGAUGGUGUCGGCGAAGGCGACAUUCAGUAUGUGUACGAAUAUGAACUCAAACAGAUCGAGGAGGCGAUCCAGAAGAUUGGAUCGGCCGCUGCCGGCAUUAAACUGGCCUUUGUUAUUGUCACCAAACGUAUCAACACUCGUAUUAUGCAGAAAUUGGGUGAACGCCAGUUUGACAACCCAUUCCCGGGAACCAUUGUCGACACUUGUGUCACACGUAAGGAACGUUACGAUUUCUAUUUGAUAUCGCAAUCGGUACGCCAGGGAACAGUAGCCCCAACUAUGUAUAACAUUAUCAAAGACGAUACCAACUGGAAACCACAUCAUCACCAACAGUUGGCCUACAAGUUGACACACUUGUACUACAAUUGGGUGGGAACUAUACGUGUACCGGCACCCUGUCAAUACGCCCACAAAUUGGCCUUCCUAACGGGUACAGCCUUGCAUCGGGAGCCCAAUGUUGCCCUAUCGGACAGUUUGUUUUACUUGUAAAACAAACCAAAACAAACAUUAUUAUCACAUUAUAACCAACCAUUAUAUACAUACAUAUAUAAACUGUUGACCAUUUGGACACCACAUUCACUGUUUUUUUUUAAAAAAAAACAACAAAACUAUUUGAUCAUAAAAAUCAUAAAUCUAUAUAUAUAUUAUA
This is a messenger RNA of Oppia nitens, 3000 nucleotides long. Its product is annotated as piwi-like protein 1. Gene Ontology annotation, biological process: regulatory ncRNA-mediated gene silencing. Gene Ontology annotation, cellular component: P granule. Gene Ontology annotation, molecular function: piRNA binding; protein binding. The transcript is spliced from 8 exons. The coding region runs from base 291 to 2840 and encodes 849 amino acids. The record is from RefSeq and is a predicted model, not a curated record. NCBI's taxonomy places the organism in Eukaryota, Metazoa, Arthropoda, Arachnida, Sarcoptiformes, Oppiidae.